AUUUUUGGAUCUCUUUAUUUUUUAUUUAUGUAUUUACUUAUGUCUUUAUCUGUUUAUUUAUCUAUGUAUGUAUAUAUGUAUAUAUGGAUGGAUGGAUGGAUGUAGUCAGUUGAUAUGGCGCCUGUCUAACACCCAGGGUCGCUUUACUAGGUACAUAACACAUAAGUAACAUCAUUAGCAACAAAAACAACAACAACAACAACAACGUGUGUAUUGAAGUUGCAGUUUUGAAAUAAUCCAUGUUUGUAUACUAGCGCACUACACAGUAUGCCGCAGUAGGACGCAACCAGCUGUUGUUAUUGUUGUUGUUUUUGUUGCUGCAGUUGUUGUUGUUGUUGUUGUUAUUGUUGUUUUUCCCCGCACACACUCGCACUGCAGCGGCCCUGUGGCGUUGAGCUCGUGCAGCUCGUGUCGCGCGGUUAUGACGUAGGCGCCACGCCACAUUGCCGCGAAAAGUCAAAACGCGCGUGACACGACGAAGCUAACGGUUUACCUUAAACUUUAUACGGAUAUGAAGAGAAAAUGGCUGUUUUUUGAGGUGUAGUUUAAUACAUGAGCACUAAUUUUAAACAGUAUAAGCUGCCUGCUGUCUGUUAGUUGAGCUGUCAGGUCAGCUAGCUCAUGUUUUAGCUUGUUUACAGCUAACCAGGUUUGAGCUUUGAGCUUUUUUUUGUUUGUUUUUGAGCUGGUUUGUUUAUUUUGUAAGAAGACAAUGCUAAGCGCUCAGGCUAAAGGCAGGGACGAGGAGCUGCUGCUUCUUCCACAGAAGCUGGAGAAGAGGCUGCUGCCAUUUCAGCGCCAAGGAGUCCAGUUCGCUCUUUCCAGGGCUGGAAGGUGUUUGAUUGCAGAUGAGAUGGGGCUUGGAAAGACGGUGCAGGCGAUCUCGGUGGCGUACCUCUACAGACACGAGUGGCCUCUGCUGAUCGUGGUGCCAUCUUCGCUGAAGUACCCAUGGAUCGAGGAGCUGGAGCGCUGGGUUCCCGAGCUCCAUCCCGAAGACAUCUACCUGGUGGAGAGUAAAGCUGAUAUCAUGGGCAUCAGCCAGAGCAAGGUGACAGUUCUGGGCUACGGGUUGCUCACCAACGACGCACAGUCACUAGUGGAUGCGCUGAAGAAGCAGCGCUUUGGCGUCGUCAUAGUGGACGAGUCGCACUACCUGAAGUCCCGGAAUGCAGCGAGGACGAAGAUCCUGGUGCCGGUGAUCCAGAACGCCAAACGUGCAAUCCUGCUCACAGGAACUCCAGCACUGGGCAGACCAGAAGAGCUCUUCAUGCAGAUCGAUGCUUUGUAUCCGAGGCGCUUUGGCACAUGGAGCGAGUACGCCAAGAAAUACUGCAAUGCUCACUACAGAUACUUCGGGAGGAGGCGUCAGUGGGAUUGCCGCGGAGCGUCUCAUCUGGACGAGCUGCACCAGAGGCUCAGCGAGAUCAUGAUCCGCAGACUUAAAGCCGAAGUGCUCACACAGCUGCCGGCCAAAAUCCGCCAGAGAAUCCCUUUCGACCUGCCAAAAGAGGCGGCCAAGGAAUCCAGCUCCAGUCUGGAGAAGUGGGAGAGUUUAAUGCGCUCUCUGGGUUCUGGCGAGUCAGAGAAUGAGAACCCGUUUACAGAAGUGAUGGGUCUCAUCACACAGAUGUACAAGCAGACUGCAAUAGCUAAGGCAGGAGCGGUGAAGGACUACAUAAAGAUGAUGCUGGAGACAGAGCAGCUGAAGUUUCUGGUCUUUGCACAUCACCUCAGCAUGCUGCAGGCGUGUACUGAGGCUGUGAUUGAGGCCAAGGCCGGUUAUAUCCGAAUCGAUGGCAGCGUUCCUUCCGCAGAGAGGAUCCAGCUGGUCCACCGCUUCCAGAAUGAUCCAGAGACACGGGUGGCUAUUCUGAGCAUACAGGCGGCGGGACAGGGUCUGACCCUGACUGCGGCGUCUCACGUGGUGUUCGCCGAGCUCUACUGGAACCCGGGUCACGUGAAGCAGGCGGAGGACCGAGCACACCGCAUCGGCCAGACCUCAUCCGUGCACAUUCACUACCUCAUCGCCAAGGGCACGUUCGAUAUGGUCAUGUGGGCCAUGCUGAACAGGAAGGAAACAGUGACAGGCAGCACUCUGAAUGGAAGGAAGGAUUACCUUAAAGCUGAGGAAGCGGAUAAGGAGAAAUGGGAUUUUCUGAACUUCGCUCAGGCCUGGACGCCGAGCGACAGCAUCACCGACGAUGCCGAGGAUCUCUUCUUCUCACAUUUUGAGAAAGACAAACAGCACGACAUCCGCAACUUUUUCUCUUCUGUCUCGGACAAAAAGAGGAAGAGAACAGAUGACUCCUCCAUCACCAGCUCUCCUCAUACACCUCCACAAGACCAGCAGGAAACCAAUCAAAGCCCCUGUGGCCGCAGCCCUGAUUUAGCCAAUCAGGAGGAGGAUUUCUGUCCCCAGGUGAAACGUUUGAAACAGGCUACUCCAUUGUCUCGCCGUGGGGGGAAGAGAAGUCCCAUGAUGCCUCUCGGUGCACCACGCAGGCUCUCGACAGGACUGCAAACCCCCCGCCACAGUCAGAAGUGGAGCUGCCCACUCUGUACAUUCUCCAACAGCGGCCUGCUGCUGCGCUGCGAAAUCUGUGAGACGCCGCGAGCUCAGAAAGCUCGCAGCCCUCCUGCGUCUCCCUCCCCUUCUGCCUCUCUCUCUGUCUCCAGCCCAUGCAUCACUCUUUCAGACUCAGAAGAAGACAACAGCACCCCCAAAACACCGCAAACUCCUCUCAGCACGCAGAACCGAACGUUAAAGAAAGAGGAAGAAAAGACAUCAGAAGCACAAAGAGAUCCUCCAGACACUCCUUCCAAUGCUAAUGAUAGCCGCGAGUCUGAGCCGGUAGAUGACUCUCUGCCUGUGUAUGACAGCCUGAAGUUCUGCGCCAGCAAAAAUACUGAUAGGAUCUACAUUUACAGCAAGGAUGGUCUCCCACUCAACUGCAACUUUGUUCCUCUGGAUAUCAGACUACAGAACUGGGAUGACUUGCCUCCAGAGUUCAUCCGCACUGAGAACCGGAGACAUUUGGUGCGUUUUGUGCGUGAGUGGAGCUUUCUGACAGCGAUGAAGCAAAGGAUGGUGAGGAAGAGUGGCAGAGUCUUUCAAAGCCCGAUUCUGCUUGUGGAUGAGCUCACACACGCACAGCGCCGACACAGUAGCACCAAGAGGUAUCUCUCUAAGCAGGAAGUGGCUCAGACGUCCCUGAGUGCAGCCCAGAGAGAGGGAGGGACCGUACGCUCCAUCAGCAAGGACAAGUCUUCCUCCUUAAAGAGAUCUAUUAUGAAACCAUCCAGUCAAGCUGAUAAGGAGUCGGAAGCAGAGACAGGAUAUUUGCAAGCUCUGGACUCUGGAGGCACGCCACUGUGUUUGUCUUGCCAGAAGCCCAGCGUGGAACACUCGGGCUGGGCAGGCGGUUUCUGCAGUGCCAGCUGCAUGGAGGAGCUGCAGCUGCGCUCCAGCCGAGGCUACGCCCGCUCCCGUGUGCUCGAGACGGAGCAAGGUGUGUGUCAGAGCUGCGGCCUUAAUGCGCGCCAGCUGUAUCUGCGUGUACGAGACGCGCCACACACGCACCGCAAAGAGAUCCUGGACAACACGUGGCUGGCACAGCUGCCUCUCAUACAGCUGAACGAGAUGAUCCGUCACCCAGUAGAGGGCCAGUUCUGGCAGGUGGACCACAUCAAGCCGGUGUACAGUGGAGGAGGACAGUGCCUUCUGGACAACCUGCAGACGCUCUGCACUGUCUGCCACCGCAUGAGGACAGCACAGCAGGCCAAAGAGCGGAGUCAGAGGAAGAAAGGCGAAGCAGCAUCUAAACUAUCCUCCGACAUCACCAGAUUCUUUAUGAAGAAAUAGGACUGAACUACCACCACCAUGUUUCACUCAUCAGUAUACACAUGCUAUGAGACGAGUUAGCGAUUUGAAAUCAACCUCCACGUCUCCUGCUGCACAGAGUUGCACCACCUCAAUCAAGGAAAUUUACGCAGUGGAAAUUUACAAGAACAUUAAAUCCGGUUUCGUGUUUUUUAUUGGGAAACUGGUAUUAUGUUUUGAGUGCUUUCACAUCAGAUAAAACAGUGGUUGGUUGUAUCUUAAGCCCAAUAAAGGAACAUUAAACUUUAUAGUCAAGGUUGUUUCAGGUUUGGAAUGGGUUUACACAAAACACUGCAGUGCUGUGUGUGUGUGUGUGUGUGUUCAAAUGUCUGUUUACACUAUGCUGCCUUCUUGAUUCUGAUUGGUCAAAAUGUAUUGAUUAAAUCUGUAUAACAGCAGCACUGACAGUAGUUUUGGUUAUAAGGUUUAUAUUAAUGCAGUGAUUGAUUCUAAUACAUUAUUGUUUCUAUUGUAACAGCUAACACAGGGACAAAAAAUGUGCGAGGAGACAGAUAUAAUAUUAUGGGAAGGAGUCUCCAGUGUUAGUUCUUUUUCACUGUCAGAGGUACAGCUGGGGUCAUAAGUUUACAUACGCCUUGUAGAAUCUGCAAAAUGAUAAUAAUUAAAAAAAAAUAAUAAGUGGGAUCAUAAAAAUUGCAUUUUGUUUUUUAUUUAGUUCUGCCCCGAAUAAGCUAUUUCGCAUAACAGGUGUUUACAUCUAGUCCACAAGACACAAUAAUAACUGAAUUUACACAAAUGAACCAGUUCAAAAAGUUUACAUACGCUUGAGUCUUAAUACUGUGUGUGUUACCUGGAUGAUCAACGACUGUUUUUAUGUUUUGUGGUAGUUGUUCAUGAGGCCCUUGUUUGUCCUGAGCAGUUAAACUGUCCACUGCUCUUCAGAAAAAUCCUCCAGGUCCUGCACAUUCUUUGGUUUUCCAGCAUCUUCAAUCAACUGAGGGACUCGUACACAACUAUUACAAAAGGUGCAAACAUUCACUGAUGCUCAAGAAGGCAACACGCUACAUUCAGAGCAGGGGGGUUGUAAACUUUUGAACAGGAUGAUCAGUGUAAAGGAAACAUGUAAAUAUCUUAUGUAGCUUCUCAAGAGCAGUACUAAAUGGAGAAAAAAAAGAUCCUUUUUUUUUUUUUAAUACAAAAUAACAAUUUACACCAAUCAUCCUGUUCAAAAGUUUACAUCCCCCUGGCUCUUAAUGUAUUGUGCUGCCUUCUUGAGCAUCAGUGAAUAUUACAUUAAUAAAAAUUUUUAGAAAGGAAAAUAUUACAGGAAAAUAAUUAGAGAUGGCACGAUACUAUUUUUCUGAUUCCCAAUAUCCGAUAUUGUUUUUUU
This is a messenger RNA of Pangasianodon hypophthalmus (striped catfish), 5234 nucleotides long. RefSeq names its product zinc finger, RAN-binding domain containing 3 (gene zranb3). Gene Ontology annotation, biological process: DNA repair; replication fork processing. The transcript is spliced from 21 exons. Gene Ontology annotation, cellular component: nuclear replication fork. Lineage: Eukaryota; Metazoa; Chordata; Actinopteri; Siluriformes; Pangasiidae. The coding region runs from base 713 to 3865 and encodes 1050 amino acids. The record is from RefSeq and is a predicted model, not a curated record. Gene Ontology annotation, molecular function: ATP-dependent chromatin remodeler activity; nucleic acid binding; endonuclease activity.